UGAGAAUCACAAAGUACCAGAGAGACGUGGACGCUCUAUAUGCCCGUAAUAUUGUAUCCACAGUACUUGUCAUGUUUGAUACUUCUCUUUAAUUUCAUUUCAUGCACACAGUUCUUUCUGCUCAAAAUAAACCAUUAACAAAGACCUAGAGACUCAAAAUCAGGCUUUAGAGUUUAGAAUUCAUACAGUUAUGGCUCAAACUAUGUUGCUCAUGUCUGGUGUUUCCACUAGCCGUGUAGGGGACCUAAAGAGAGAUCCUUUACUUGCAUUCCAAACUCAGAGACUAAGGCCUAAACCAUUCUCUCAUCUUCUCUUUAACCCCCUUUCUAAUAAUGUUUCUGUUGCUUCUUCAUCUAAACCAUUUACUACUUUUGCUCUCUUCAAAUCAAAAACCAAGGCCCCUCCCAAAAAGGCUGUGCCGAAGCCAAAACCUCAGGUUGAAGAUGGUAUCUUUGGCACCUCUGGAGGAAUUGGUUUCACUAAGCAAAAUGAGCUCUUUGUGGGUCGAGUUGCCAUGAUUGGAUUUGCUGCUUCUUUGUUGGGUGAGGGAAUAACAGGAAAGGGAAUUCUAACUCAAUUAAAUCUAGAGACUGGAAUUCCAAUCUAUGAAGCUGAACCCCUUCUAUUAUUUUUCAUCCUUUUCACCCUGCUUGGAGCCAUUGGAGCCUUGGGAGACCGUGGUAAAUUUGUUGAUGAAGAACCUAACACUGGAGCUGUGAUCGCUCCUGGCAAAGGCUUCAGGGCGGCAUUGGGUCUUAAAGAAGGAGGUCCGUUGUUCGGAUUCACAAAGUCGAACGAGCUGUUUGUAGGAAGAUUGGCUCAGUUGGGUAUUGCAUUUUCUUUGAUCGGAGAAAUCAUAACGGGGAAGGGAGCUCUAGCGCAACUCAACAUUGAGACUGGAAUUCCCGUUAAUGAAAUUGAACCACUUGUGUUGUUCAACGUUAUCUUCUUCUUCAUUGCUGCAUUGAAUCCUGGAACUGGUAAAUUUGUCACUGAUGAAGAGGAAGACUAGAUCGUCUUCAACCUGCUGCUUAUGUUUACAUAAACAAACUCGCAUUUUAAUUAUGUAAAAUUCAACUCUCUCUCUAUUAAAGCCAGGAGCAAGUUUCAUUUCA
Pistacia vera is the source of this 1115-nucleotide messenger RNA. Its product is annotated as photosystem II 22 kDa protein, chloroplastic. The record is from RefSeq and is a predicted model, not a curated record. NCBI's taxonomy places the organism in Eukaryota, Viridiplantae, Streptophyta, Magnoliopsida, Sapindales, Anacardiaceae. Bases 191 to 1012 code for a protein of 273 amino acids. The transcript has 4 exons.